Salvia splendens (bonfire salvia) is the source of this 1257-nucleotide messenger RNA. Its product is annotated as thaumatin-like protein. Lineage: Eukaryota; Viridiplantae; Streptophyta; Magnoliopsida; Lamiales; Lamiaceae. The record is from RefSeq and is a predicted model, not a curated record. The coding region runs from base 242 to 1135 and encodes 297 amino acids. The transcript is spliced from 3 exons.
CCCCCAACCCAAAAAAAAAAAGAAAAAAAAUGAUCAAGAAGUGGGCUGGUCGAAUUUGUAACAACCAAAAACAGUAGUGAAAAAAAUUCCUCCACUUUCCCACCUUUUUCCACGAAAAGAGAAUUGUGCGAAAAAAAACCGCAACCAACAACGUGUCUUCUCUCCCUAUAUCAAUAUCACCUCUCUCUCCACUUCCAUCUCCAAAUCCAAUUUCUUCACAAGCUCAGUGAAACAAUUGAACAUGUCCACUUCAAUCCUCAUCCUCUUCUUCCUCUUCACCUCAUUCUUCUCCACCGAUGGAACUCAACUGAUCGUAGCCAACAACUGCAAGGAACAAAUCUGGCCGGCAAUCCUCGGCAACUCGGGCCACGGAACCCUCAGCAACGGCGGCUUCUCCCUCGCCCCCGGGCAGCAAACCGUGCUCGACGCCCCCCAGUGGUGGUCGGGCAGGAUGUGGGCCCGCCAGGGCUGCUGCUUCGACGCCUCGGGCAGGGGGGCCCCUUGCCAGAGCGGCGACUGCAGCGGCCAGCUCGAGUGCAGGGGCUUGGGGGGGCUGCCGCCCACCACGGUCGUCGAGAUGACCCUGGGUACCCCGGGCAACCCCACGCAUUACUACGACGUCAGCCUCGUGGACGGGUUCAACCUGCCCGUGUCGAUGGUCCCACUCGGGGGGUCGGCCGGGUGUGGGGUGGCCGCGUGCGAGGGGGACGUGAACGGGUGCUGCCCCGAGGAGCUGGCGGUGAGGAGGGGAGGGCGCGUGGUGGCGUGCAAGAGCGCGUGCUUGGGGAUGGGCGGGGACCGGUUCUGCUGCACGGGGAGGUUCGGGACCGCGGCGACGUGCGGAGCCACGACGUAUUCGAAGGUGUUUAAGGGGGUGUGCCCUAGGGCUUAUAGUUAUGCCUUUGAUGAGGCCAGUGGGCUUAAGAGUUGUAGGGCAAAUAGGCCUAAGGAUCUCACCAAGAGUGAACAUUCUUACUCCUUGGUGAUUGGUUUCACAGUCUGUAGCCAUGGUCAAGUGGAAAAGCAGUGGGACUACUGCACGAAUAUUAGAGGGAGAGCGGCUGAGACUGCGAAGGACUCCUCAUCUAUACUCUCUCCCUCACAUCAACAAGGGAAGAAUGUGAUUACUAUAUGAUUUUACAGUAGUGAUUGACCUGUUAACUAAACAUGAUACUCAAACGACUCUCCUUCUAUUCAUAUAAAUAAAAAACAAUGAAAUGUAACAGAGAAAUAACAGAAAUUCAACAUGUUGCUUUA